Messenger RNA from Clonostachys byssicola, 1506 nucleotides. Lineage: Eukaryota; Fungi; Ascomycota; Sordariomycetes; Hypocreales; Bionectriaceae. The record is from the annotation of a GenBank genome assembly.
AUGCCACCCAACAACACCAACAUGAGCGUCCUAGAAGCCAGCGCUCCUGACAAGACCGAUGAAUCAACUCAUCACGAGGAGCCGCCACGAUCUUUCAUCAGAGAGGCACUUUUGGUCAGUGUCCUCUGCUCCUCACAGCUCAUGACCCAGGCGGGCCUCGCCCUAUCACUGGUGCCCUUACGGAUCAUCGGCGCCAGCUUCAACACAACAAAUCCCGGAGAGCUGAGUUGGUAUACAGCUUCCUACAGUCUGACAGUCGGGACAUUCAUACUCAUCGCCGGGCGGCUUGGCGACAUCUUUGGGCACCGUCUGAUGUUCAUCAUUGGCUUUGCCUGGUUCAGCCUAUGGUCCCUGCUCGGCGGUAUCGCCGUCUGGUCGGAUCAGAUCUUCUUCGACAUAUGCCGGGCGAUGCAAGGGAUUGGCCCGGCAUUUCUGCUCCCCAAUUCUAUCGCCAUACUUGGCCGCACGUAUCGGCCGGGCCCACGCAAAAACAUGAUAUUCAGCCUCUUUGGGGCAACUGCCCCAGGCGGGUUCAGUAUCGGUGCUGCCAUGGCCUCGCUCCUGGCGGAGAGAGUCUGGUGGCCCUGGGCCUAUUGGAUCAUGGCAAUCGCAUGCGCCGGUUUAGCCCUGAUGGGAUGGCUCAUCAUACCUCAAAGCCCGCCUGACUCUGCUGACGAGAAAGACAUACCCACAAUGGCUCGACUCGACAUCCCCGGUUCUUUUGCAGGAGUGACAGGGUUGAUACUAGUGAAUUUCGCCUGGAACCAAGGUCCUGUGGUAGGAUGGGAUGCCCCUUACACAUAUGCUCUCCUAAUUGUCGGAAUAUUGAUGCUGGGGAUAUUUGUCUACAUUGAGCUCCAUUCCAGAUGCCCGUUGCUCCCUCCGUCGAUUUUCACAAAAGAAGUAGGCUGGGUUUUGGGUUGUGUUGCAACUGGUUGGUCCAGCUUCGGAAUUUUGGUAUUCUAUUAUUUUCAGUUCCUCGAGGUAAUCAAGGGCGACACCCCAUUGCUGGCCUCCGCCAAGUGGUCGGGAGUGUCCAUUUCGGGUGCGAUCGCGGCCGUGACGACAGGAUAUCUAAUCUCGCAUAUCCGGCCCUCGCUCAUCAUGUUGAUGGCGAUGGUGGCGUUUACCAUGGGCCAAAUCCUCUUAGCGACGUUGCCUGUGGACCAAACCUAUUGGGCGCAGGCCUUCGUAAUUACCAUCAUAACACCUUGGGGAAUGGACAUGUCAUUUCCCUCCGGAACCUUGAUUCUCAGCAACUCCUUACCCCGAGAACAACAAGGCGUGGCUGCAUCGGUGGUCAACACUGUUGUCAAUUAUUCGAUAUCCAUUGGACUGGGGCUUGCGGGGACCGUGGAAAGGUAUGUGAACGUGAGCGGCCAAGACACUUUAGCUAGCUAUCGAGCAACUAGUUAUAUGGGAACAGGCUUGGCUGGGCUUGGAAUACUAACAGCCAGUCUAUAUGUCAUUCUCGACCACAGAAGACGCGAUAAGGCAUCAUCAUAG